AUGCAUCGCUUGGACAACGGCUCGCGCGAUGCUGUGCGAUUUCGCGGGACGGCGCCAUGCUGGCAGAGAUCCAAAUUUGCGAAAUGUCGUCCAAUUCUCACGCAGAUGUCGCAAAAACGGGUUCCUAUCGUUCUAGUGCAGGAGAUGGCCAAAACCUAUGAUUAUUUGUUUAAGCUGCUACUUAUCGGCGACAGUGGUGUCGGCAAAACAUGUGUUUUGUUUCGAUUUUCAGACGACUCUUUCAACAACUCGUUUAUCUCCACAAUAGGCAUUGAUUUCAAGAUUAGGACAAUUGAUCUCGACGGAAAAAAGAUCAAGCUGCAAAUUUGGGAUACUGCCGGUCAGGAACGUUUCCGAACAAUAACCACUGCUUACUACCGCGGUGCUAUGGGAAUCAUGUUGGUUUACGACAUAACGAACGAGAAAUCUUUCGACAACAUUAAGAACUGGAUUCGAAACAUUGAAGAGCAUGCAUCGCAGGAUGUUGAGCGAAUGAUUAUAGGGAACAAAUGUGAUGCUGAAGAUAAAAGACAAGUUUCACGAGAAAGGGGUCAACAGCUUGCUAUUGAAUAUGGGACAAAGUUCAUGGAGACUUCGGCAAAGGCCAAUUUGAAUGUGGAAGAAGCAUUCUUUAGCCUGGCAAGAGAUAUAAAGAUCAAAAUGGAGCGAGGACAAGCUCAUGCUGUUUCGCAGUCAGGUCGUGUGAAUGUGGGCCAGAGCCAACCGAAGAAAGGCUUCUUCAGUGGGUGGAGUUGCACCAUUCUUUAG
Necator americanus (New World hookworm) is the source of this 768-nucleotide messenger RNA. RefSeq lists its product as uncharacterized. Gene Ontology annotation, biological process: regulation of exocytosis; protein localization to plasma membrane; Golgi vesicle fusion to target membrane. Gene Ontology annotation, cellular component: trans-Golgi network transport vesicle; plasma membrane; synaptic vesicle. Lineage: Eukaryota; Metazoa; Nematoda; Chromadorea; Rhabditida; Ancylostomatidae. Gene Ontology annotation, molecular function: GTP binding; GTPase activity. The record is from RefSeq and is a predicted model, not a curated record. The transcript has 9 exons. The coding region runs from base 1 to 768 and encodes 255 amino acids.